Messenger RNA from Gastrolobium bilobum, 1707 nucleotides. RefSeq lists its product as uncharacterized. The transcript has 4 exons. The record is from RefSeq and is a predicted model, not a curated record. Lineage: Eukaryota; Viridiplantae; Streptophyta; Magnoliopsida; Fabales; Fabaceae. The annotation marks the transcript as partial.
AUGCAAGGUACUUUUGAUUCAACUUCUUUGUUGUUUGACCCAGAGUUAGAAAGGACAAUUAGAAGGAACAGAAGGGCAGCCAGAAGAAGGCAAUUACUGGAAAGGGAGGAACCAAGUGGUGAACCAAGUACUACAGUACAAGAAGAGAAUAUGGCAGAAAACCAUGUGCAACCACCACAGAGGACACUGGGAGAUUACAUGACUCCUGCUGUCAUUCCACCCAUUGGAAGUGUGGUUCGACCUACAGUAGAGCCCAAUAAUUUCGAAUUGAAGCCUGCACUGGUACAGUUGGUGCAGAAAGAACAGUUUGCUGGAACAAGUGCAGAGGAUCCAUACCUGCACAUUGAAAAUUUCUUGUUGUUAAGUGACACUGUGAAGAUUAAUGGAGUGUCCAGAGAUGCCAUUCUUUUGAGGCUUUUUACUCAUUCACUGAAGGAUGAUGCCAGGAGAUGGCUACAGUCACUACCACAAGGAACUGGUGGUUCAUUGACAACCAAGACUCCUCAAGAAGCGCUGGACAUAUUUGAGUCCUUAGCAUCUCAGGAGUUUGACAAUGCUCCAGUGAAUGACAGAAGAAUGGGAAUUAUUAAAUUGGAUGGCUAUGAUGCUUUAUUAGCCAAGAAUGACCAGAUGCAGCAAGUGCAGAAACAACAACAACAACAAAUUGAUUCUCUCACUAAGCAGCUUUCUUCUCAGAAGGUUGCUUCUGUGGACACUAAUUUUGUGUGUGCCAGUUGUGAGAAAAGCCAUGUUACAGAUGAUUGUGAUUGUGGGAGACCUGCUGAACAAGCAGAAGUUAAUGGAGUGUGGUAUGACCAUAACAACCAGAGGAAUUACAACAACCAGGGGCGAAAUGUGUAUGUGCCACCAUGGAAGAACAAGAAUCAACACCCAGGGGAAGAGACUUCUGCUUUCAUGCAGGAGACUAAGACAACAUUCAGAAACCAGGAAGCAACCAUCCGGAAUUUGGAGACACAAAUUGGUCAGUUGUCUAGGCAGAUAGCUGAGAGGCCACAGGGAAAGUUCCCUGGUGAUACUAUGAAAGUGGAUGAGAAGAAAGUGGGAGAAAAGAAAAGUGUGGAGGAAGUUGUUGUUGAAGAUGUUGUAGUUGAAAAUGAUAAAGAAGAGGAAGUUGAGGAAAAGAAAAAGGAAGAAGAGGUAGUGGUUGAAAAGAGUUCUUCACCGAAGAAGUUGAUGAAGUGGGAGAAGAAGAUGGCUGACAAGAAGGACCAGCCAAUUAACCUAUCUCCUUAUGCUAAAGUGCCUUAUCCUCAACGGUUGAAGCAGGAAAUCCAGAAGCAGCACUAUGCAAGGUUUCUGGAUAUUUUUAAGAAGUUGCAGAUUAACAUUCCAUUUGCUGAGGCCCUGGAGAACAUGCCUCACUAUGCCAAAUUUACGAAGGAUCUUCUGUCUAAGAAGAGGAAAUUGAAGGAUGGUGAGACAGUGGCUUUGACAGAAGAGUGUAGUGCCCUGAUCCAAAAGAAGCUUCCACCAAAAUUGAAAGAUCCUGGAAGUUUCAGCAUCCCUAUUGCCAUUGGAGAUGUGGAAGUAGGGAAGGCACUUUGUGAUUUGGGGGCCAGCAUAAAUCUGAUGCCUUUGACUGUAUGUAGAGCCUUGGGAAUCAACACCCUGAAGGAUACUAAUCUUAUAUUGCACCUUGCUGAUAGAUCCAUCAAAAGACCAAAAGGUGUGGUUGAAGAUGUUCUG